Coregonus clupeaformis (lake whitefish) is the source of this 3577-nucleotide messenger RNA. RefSeq names its product collagen alpha-1(XXI) chain. The transcript is spliced from 30 exons. Bases 239 to 3145 code for a protein of 968 amino acids. The record is from RefSeq and is a predicted model, not a curated record. Lineage: Eukaryota; Metazoa; Chordata; Actinopteri; Salmoniformes; Salmonidae.
GAGAGAGAGAGCUAGAGAGAGAGAUGGAAAGUGGAUGGAGAGGGCAGGCUUUCACUCAUAGGAGGAACAUUUGGUGCAGUGCUGAAACUUCUUCCCCAAACCCAGCUUCUUCUUCUGCCUAGAGCUCACCAAGGCUAUGGCCACAGGGCACCUAUGAGAAGGUGACCGCAGACACUGACAAGAGGACUCUGUCUCCACUAACCUCCGGUGCACAAUUGGAGUUUGGUACUUCAGUAUCAUGGGUUGCAAAACCAGAUCCAUGCAUUGUGUCUUGCGGUGUCUGUGCUUCAUGCUCCUUCACUUGUCUUGUACAGCACAAGAUGAGGACAUGAGAUUCAGUUGUAAAACUGUUGCAAGCGAUUUGGUCUUUAUCCUAGACGGCUCGUGGAGUGUAGCUGAUGUGAACUUUGAAAUAGUCAAGCGAUGGCUUGUCAACAUCACCACAAGCUUUAACAUCGGCCAGAAGUUCACCCAGGUCGGAGUGGUCCAAUACAGCGAUGAUCCAAUCAUAAAUAUCCCGUUAGGGAAGCACCUUCGUAGCAAGGAUCUCAUCAGAGCCAUGGAAUCCAUCGAUUACAUGGGGGGAAACACAAGGACUGGGACGGCCAUACAGUUUGCCAGCGACAAACUGUUUAACCUGUCUGAACGAGGCCCAAAGGGCGUUGCUAGAAUCGCUGUGGUCCUAACAGACGGAAAGUCACAAGAUGAGGUGAAAGCAUCAGCAGAGGAAGCCAGGAGAAGAGGAAUAAUCAUCUUUGCUAUUGGUGUGGGAUCCGAGACGGAAGAGGAGGAGUUGAACGCUAUUGGAAACAAGCCUUCAUCCAACUACGUGUUUUAUGUCCAUGACUAUAAAGCUAUUUCCAAGAUCCGUGAGACCAUAAGGCAGAAGUUGUGUGAAGAGACUGUUUGUCCAAGCAGAAUCCCAGUCGAUAACGGUGAUGUGAAGGGCUUCGAUAUUCUACGGUAUCUGGAUUUGGCCAAAAAAGUAAAAAAAACUCAAGGGUCUUUUUAUGGCGCCAAGGCCUUUCAGGUGACAUCUCGUGUUGACCUGAGUGAAAGCACAAAAAACUUGUUUCCAGAUGGCCUGCCUCCCUCCUAUGUCUUUGUGUCCACACUAAGGUACAAGGGGUCUCUGCUCAGGGAGGAGUGGGACCUUUGGAGGAUACAGACCAAUGAUGGGAAACCACAAAUGGCAGUCACACUAAAUGGAUUUGAACGCAAUAUCAUUUUCACCACAACCAGUGUAGCACCAAGUGGUACUCAGAAAGUGGUCUUCCAACAAGGACCAGCCAAGAAACUAUUUGAUGAGAACUGGCACCAGUUUAGGCUACUGGUCACUGAGCAGGAUGUUAUCCUGUAUGUUGAUGACCUGGAAAUUGAAACCCUGCCGUUGGAACCUCCUGUUGGUAUCUUCAUUAAUGGAAAGACCCAGAUCGGAAAGUAUGUCAGCAAAGAGACAACUGUACCAUUUGAGAUCAUGAAACUCAGGAUCUACUGUGACCCCGAGCAGAACAACCGUGAGACUGCCUGUGAAAUACCUGGAGUUGACGGAGAGUGCUCCAACGGCCCUGGUGAUAUCGACGUGGACCCCACUCCAGAACCCUGUACCUGUGCUCCCGGACUCCCUGGCCUUCCAGGCAUGAAGGGGGAAGCAGGGACAAUGGGAAGGCCCGGUCAAGCUGGUACUGCUGGUACUGCUGGUAAGCCUGGCAUCCCUGGCAACCGAGGGAUUCCUGGGCCACAGGGUCCAACUGGGACAGAGGGGCGACGUGGGGUUGAUGGUAACAAGGGAGAACAAGGACGGCCUGGUGAUUCGGGUGAAAGAGGGGUUCCGGGAUUACCUGGGCCAUCGGGCCAAGCAGGUGAAAAGGGCUCUUUAGGUCUUUCAGGGAUACCAGGACUUGCCGGCAAAGAUGGCCAAGUGGGAGAAAAAGGAGGCAGGGGACACGCUGGGCCAGCAGGACAUCCAGGAGAACCAGGUUUACCUGGAAGAGAUGGAAAGAAUGGACUUCCAGGACGAAUCGGUCAAAAGGGAGAAGUUGGAGCAGCUGGCAUACCUGGUCUAGACGGAAGGGAGGGCCAUCUUGGUAUGCCUGGCGUGCCUGGAAACGUGGGCCAGAGUGGAACUAAGGGUGAAGCUGGUUCGUCAGGACUGAAGGGUGCCAAAGGUUCAACUGGAACAUCUGGUGAUAAUGGCUUUCCUGGUGAACCUGGAUCAUCAGGGCAACCUGGACCUAAGGGCAACAAAGGUGAAAGUGGACUGCCAGGUCAACCAGGGGUUUCAGGACCAGAGGGCAAGUCAGGUGACCCUGGAAUAGCAGGUCAGCCAGGACACCCAGGAAUGCCAGGCUUGACAGGACCUAAGGGACAAAGGGGAGAUCCAGGUGAACGAGGAGGGGAGGGAUUGAGAGGUGAAAAGGGAGAUAUGGGGAUUCCAGGGAAUCAUGGCUCUAAUGGCUCAUCGGGACAAAAAGGGGGGAAAGGGACAACAGGAGACCCUGGUCAGAGGGGACUGGAAGGUCACCAAGGCCAGCCAGGAUUAUCAGGGCAGACAGGCCCGUCUGGGCCUCGAGGACAGAGCGGUGAAGUUGGCCCUCCUGGGCCACCUGGACUAGAGGGUAGACCUGGAAGGGAGAUGUCCAAGCAAAUCAUUCAGCAAAUAUGCAGAGAGGUACUUAGAUUGGAGAUGCCUUCGCUACUCCUCAGUAACCAGCAGCAGAGUAACUGUGACCACUGCCAAAGCAGGGAUGGGACUCCGGGGGCACCAGGCCCAGUUGGGCCCCAGGGAUCGAGGGGCUUUACUGGGAACCCUGGUUCCAUUGGACAGCCGGGCCAUCCAGGUCGACCUGGGCGUCCUGGGAUGUAUGGCUUGAAGGGAGAUCCAGGAAUAAAGGGGGAGAAGGGGAAUCAAGGAAGAGCAGAGAUCGGAGAUCCAGGAACAUCAGGGCCUCCAGGUCCAAUGGGUCCUCAGGGAGAUAGUAAACCAGGUCAUCCAGGGAAACCAGGACCCCCUGGCCUAAACGGGGAGGAGGGGAAGAGAGGUAACCCUGGGGUCCCGGGCCAGCCAGGGGUGUGCCAUCUAUCCAUGUGUUACGGUGUCAUGAUGAGGAGCAGGGAUCCUUUUAGUAAAGGACCAAACUAUUGACCCAACAUGGCAGCAGGCAGGCAAUCAAACAGUCUGGAGUUGAUGCAUAGCGCUCAAAGAAAAACAGCAAAUCUUUCCAAUCUCAGGAAGAUCACAUUUUUUACAGUGUUUCCCCUCAGUCACGGAAACAGGAAGUACCUCUUAACAUGUACGGUAUAUAGUAAAGAUAUCCAUGUGCGUCCUUUCAUGAGCUUUCUCAAGCCCUGUGUAUACCUGGUUCUAACAUGCGUCCUUUGUCCUGAUCUUGUCUAAAUUCUGGUUGUGCCCACAUUUUUAGACAGGUGUAGACGAUUAAAAGAUGCAUUGUGAUAUGAUUGUGCUCAGAUCUUCCUGACCCCCUUAGAUAGCCAGGAACACAUUGUGUCUGGAUAUCUUACAAGUGUAGAUGGAUCUGGACAGUGAAACCCUUUAAAUCAUCAUUAUCCCGCCCUC